AUGAAACCUCGCACGGUCUCCGUCUCCUCGACAUCAUCAUUUUCGUUCUUACUUCGAUCUCUCUUCUCUUCUAAACCUCCACAUCGUUCCCCGAUUUUCAACAAACAACAACUCUCCAAAAAAAAGAGAUCCUGCCACACGUUCUACAUGGAGGUGCUAAAAGGAAAGAGUGAAAUAGCGAAGGAGAUAAGACGACGGUGUUUACCUACCAGAGAAGUCCGGUGCUCUUUGAGGAUGAUGGAGAUGAAUAGAAAUCUGGUAGUGCUGGUGUAUUCAGGUUUGAAUCUCUUAACUCAUAUGCGUGACCUUUUCCUCUCAAUCUUCUUCUUCUGUGAAUCGAUUGUUCUGCACCGUGAUUUGUUUGCUGGUGCGUGUUGUGGUGUGAUGCCUUGUUGUUCUUGA
Molecule: messenger RNA, 402 nt
Organism: Vicia faba (fava bean)
Lineage: Eukaryota; Viridiplantae; Streptophyta; Magnoliopsida; Fabales; Fabaceae
Source: the annotation of a GenBank genome assembly